Messenger RNA from Mercenaria mercenaria, 3850 nucleotides. Its product is annotated as probable ATP-dependent RNA helicase DHX37. Gene Ontology annotation, biological process: maturation of SSU-rRNA from tricistronic rRNA transcript (SSU-rRNA, 5.8S rRNA, LSU-rRNA). Gene Ontology annotation, cellular component: intracellular anatomical structure; nucleolus. NCBI's taxonomy places the organism in Eukaryota, Metazoa, Mollusca, Bivalvia, Venerida, Veneridae. The record is from RefSeq and is a predicted model, not a curated record. Gene Ontology annotation, molecular function: ATP hydrolysis activity; RNA binding; ATP binding. The coding region runs from base 74 to 3799 and encodes 1241 amino acids. The transcript is spliced from 28 exons.
AGCGUACUUACUUCCUUUAGCUGUUGUAAGGUCACACACAUGUGUUCUGUGUUUUCAGUAAAAUUACAACAUUAUGGGGAAAAAUAAGAAGGGGUUUAAUUGGAAAGCAAGACUGCAGCCCGAGACUGUUGUUGACAGGUCAUCGGAGAAGGAUGUGAAGGUAGAUAUUGAAGGCUUACAGUCGGAGAAAGGAUUUGAUGAGAGUAAUGUUCUGGCACUACCAUCUCAGAAGAGGGAAUCUGAAAUAACACAGCAGCAUACAAAACUACCAAAGAAACUUACAAAGAAAGAAAGAAGAAAGCUUGAAAAGGUUCUUGAACAGAAGGAGAAGAAAGCAAAGAGGGCAGAUGUACUGGAGUCACUGGCAGCUCACCAAGCCAGCCAGGAUGAGAUGAACCAGUUUGUUGGUAUAGCUGAGAUGCAAACAGGAAAACUGAAAAGAAAACAUGAACAAGCUCAAAAUGACGUCCGUGUUAACACUAUAGCUGGAAGUAAUAAAAAGAGAAGAAAGAUGAUCAGUGAACAGGAAGAAGCAAGUGACAGUGAGUCCAUUCAUACCUCUGAUAUGUCUACAGAUGAAGAGGAUUCAGGGGUGAUAAGUGAUGAAAGAGAUGAAAAGUAUUCAGGGGAAAUAACUGAUGUCAAAAAAGACAAUGAAGGACUGACAGAUAAAAAUUCCUGUGAUAACUGUGAAAAGAACAGAGAUAUUAAUAGCCCAGGAGUAGCAAAUGAUAAACAUAAAACUGGGAAAGUGACUGAUGAAAGUGAAAGAAGUGUUGUGAAUAAUGCUGGUAAUUCUGUCGGAAAAGUGGUCUUUGUAAAAACAAAACAUCAUGUUAGAGGGACAUCAGGGAACUGGACAGUCUGUGAACUAAGAACGGCUUCUGAAAAAGAACAAAACAUAACAGAAAACAUAAAAUCAAAGGGUGAUGAGAAUUCUGUGAAUAAUAAGGGAGUAAUUAAAGAUACAGAAGACAGUAGUAAGCAGAAAGAUGCUCUCUCCAAGUCUGAAGAAAGUGAAGUAAGAAAAGUAGUCAAUAUACCUGUGAUCAGAGACAAAGAGAUUCAGGAUGGGAGGUUAAAGCUACCAAUUCUAGGAGAAGAGCAGGUGAUAAUGGAGAGCAUCAAUGAAAACCCUGUAGUUAUUAUCUGCGGUGAAACAGGAAGUGGUAAAACUACACAAGUCCCACAGUUCCUGUAUGAAGCUGGUUAUGCCCAUGGUGGAGGAAUUAUUGCUGUCACUGAACCUCGAAGGGUGGCUGCUAUCAGUAUGUCUAGUCGAGUUGCUACAGAAAUGUCUCUUUCAAACAGGGAAGUGUCUUACCAGAUUCGUUAUGAAGGAAAUGUGACCCCAGAUACAAAGAUAAAGUUUAUGACUGAUGGUGUACUGUUGAAGGAAGUACAACAGGAUUUUCUGCUAACUAAAUACAGUGUUGUGAUCAUAGACGAGGCUCAUGAAAGAAGUGUAUAUACAGAUAUACUUAUUGGUUUAUUGUCCAGGAUAGUUCCUCUCAGACAUAAGAGAGGUAAUCCUCUAAAACUUGUCAUUAUGUCUGCGACCCUUCGUGUUGAAGAUUUCACUGAGAAUAACAGACUGUUCAGGGUCAAACCUCCUGUUGUCAAGGUUGAUGCUCGGCAGUUUCCUGUUACAAUACACUACAACAAGAGGACACCACUAGAGAAUUAUCUCAAUGAAGCUUACAGAAAGACUUGUAAAAUCCACAAGAUGUUACCAGAAGGUGGUAUACUUGUGUUUGUUACAGGACAGCAGGAAGUGCAUACACUAUGCAGAAAAUUGAAACAGACAUUCCCAUUGGAUAAAAAUAACCCAGGGGCAGUGACGUCCUUGCAUCAGAAGAGAAGGCAUAAACACAGUGAGAAGAACAAAGAACCAGAAAAAGUGGAGCUGCCAAAAAUCAACCUUGACAAUUAUUCAGUGUCACCUUUAGACGAGGAAGCUGAGAGGGAAGGUGGUUCUGAUCUUGACCUUAGUGAUGAUGAUAAUGACCUUGGUAACCAAGGUGAUGUAGAAGAUGAUGACCUUGGCAUUGAAAAUGUCCAUGUCACGGAGUGCUCACAGCCAUUAUAUGUACUGCCACUGUAUUCUUUAUUGUCUACACAAAAACAAAGAAAAGUUUUUGGUCCAGUGCCGGAGGGUUGCAGACUUUGUGUUGUUGCCACAAACGUAGCAGAGACGUCACUUACCAUACCUGGUAUUAAAUAUGUCGUAGAUACUGGAAAGAGUAAGACAAAGUUUUAUGAUAAGGUAACUGGUGUGUCAACAUUCAGGAUCACGUGGACGUCUAAAGCAUCAGCCAAUCAGAGAGCUGGUAGAGCAGGGAGAGUAGGGCCAGGUCAUUGCUAUAGGUUAUUUUCUUCAGCUGUAUUCAAUGAUGAAUUUGAGAAGUUUUCCCCAGCAGAAAUUACUAGGAGACCUGUAGAUGACCUUGUACUGCAAAUGAAGGACAUGAAUAUUGAGAAAGUUGUCAACUUCCCAUAUCCUACACCGCCUGACAAAGAACAGAUACAUGCAGCAGAGAGACUUCUGAUAAGCCUUGGAGCUCUUACAAAACCAGUGGAUCCUAAAUCAUUCAGGGACUCAAACAAAGAACCUGCUACUACUAUAACACCUCUAGGUAGAGCUAUGGCCUGUUUCCCAGUUUCUCCCAGGUAUUCUAAGAUGUUAGCAAUGGGGCACCAGCAGAAUCUGUUGCCAUAUGUAGUGGUGAUUGUGUCAGCACUGUCAGUACAGGAGUUAUUUAUGGAAGUCUAUAGUAAUCCACAGGAUGAAAGCCAGGAAGAACAGUUCAAACAAAGAUUGAUACAUCUGACAGAGGUCAAGAGAAGAUGGGCGGGUGCUGGUCAUUCGUUACUUCUCGGGGACCUGAUGGUGAUGUUGAAGGCUGUAGGUUCCAGUGAGUAUGAGGGUGGGUCAGCCAGCUUCUGUGAAGCCCAUGGUUUAAGGCACAAAGCUAUGAGAGAGGUCAGAAAGCUAAGGGCACAACUAACUAAUUCUGUAAAUACUGUGAUACCAGAUGCCAGUAUUUGUGUGGACCCGAAAAUGUCACCACCAGAUGAUACUCAGGCUAAACUCUUGAGGCAGAUUGUACUGUCUGGUAUGGGAGAUCAUGUUGCUAGAAAACUACCUGAACUUCCUGCCACAAACCCAGAUGCAAAGAAACUUAAAAAUGCUUACCAGUGUCCAAAUCUAGAAGAUCCAGUGUUUUUACAUCCUACAUCAGUUCUGUACAGGGAGAGGCCAGAAUUUGUAGUUUAUCAACAUAUUGAGGAAACUUCAAAAUUAUACAUGAAAGGUAUUACAGCAAUAGAGCCAGAAUGGUUGCCAUUAUUUUCUGAAAGUCAUGUGAUGCUUUCUAAACCAAUGGAAGAACCACCGCCAAGAUAUGAUAAAGUCAGAGGUCAAGUUAUGUGUUAUAUGUCUGGAACAUUUGGUAACCGAGCCUGGCCAAUCUCUCCUGUUGAGCUGGAAUAUCCUACCGGUAUUGAGAAAAUGAAAUGGUUUGCACGAUUUCUCCUCGAAGGUGAAGUGAUAACAACAUUGAAAAAAUUCACUCCUGAUCUGCUGUCGCAGCCGGCAACUAUGAUUAAAACUUGGGCAAAGUUACAACCUAGGACAGAGACCUUGCUGAAAGCUUUAGUCUCAGAAAGGGUAGAUUCUAGAGAUUCUUUACUCCAUGUCUGGAAUAAACAACCUGAUUACCUUCUGUCAGCUCUGAGGGAAUGGUUACCAGAAUCCAAGCAUUUAGAACUGUCAUUAAAAUGGCCACCAGUGAAAUGAUAGAUGGUUUAGAUGUUACAAUUGUUGAUAUAUUAAAUUUUACCUGAAGAA